AUGGAUAAUGUAUCCAAUGAAAACUAUGGCGGUAAUAAUGCAGAAUAUGAAAGUAAUAAAAAUGAACUAAAAAUUGGUGAAAAAUACCAGCCAAAAAUAACAAACGAUAAAAAUAAGACAAGGCAUGAAAUAUAUACAAAUUCUAUUAAUGAUCAAAUAGAAUUAAAUGAAAUAGACGAAUUCGAUUUCGACCUGGAUAAUAUUAAUUCUCCAGUGAACGACCAUAAUUUUAAACCUGUGAAAAAUUUUUUUAAUUUUACCUUUGAUGAAAAUUCAUUCUUGCCAUCAAGUUUUAAUACACCUUAUUUAAUAAAAAAUCAUAUUGUUCAAUACAUGGACCCCAUAUUUAAAAAUGCUAAAAAAAAGGGCUAUUUAUGCUGUUGGACAUAA
Molecule: messenger RNA, 390 nt
Organism: Plasmodium vinckei vinckei
Lineage: Eukaryota; Apicomplexa; Aconoidasida; Haemosporida; Plasmodiidae
Product: conserved Plasmodium protein, unknown function
Exons: 2
Coding region: 1-390 (129 amino acids)
Source: RefSeq, a predicted model, not a curated record